AUGACCGGCUAUCGAGUUCGCUCAGAAAUGACAGAAGACACGCUCGGGGAUACAUAUGCUGUUGCGGGCAGCGACAAGGGCAUUGUCCCGUCGGGGUUGAGCGCUGUUGGACUGCCAUCGAGCGGGGAUCUUCCCAUUCGAACCCUGAGAAUUGAGACUGGGGAUUUGUAUACUGAAACUGAUGCACCGACGGAUCUGGGGUACUAUACGCAUUCAUAUACAGAUGACACCCUUCACUUUGUUGUCGGGCAGGAUGAUCCAGAUAUCGCAUAUACUUUCGAAUUUGGGAUCUGA
This is a messenger RNA of Penicillium waksmanii, 294 nucleotides long. RefSeq lists its product as uncharacterized. The coding region runs from base 1 to 294 and encodes 97 amino acids. NCBI's taxonomy places the organism in Eukaryota, Fungi, Ascomycota, Eurotiomycetes, Eurotiales, Aspergillaceae. The transcript has 2 exons. The record is from RefSeq and is a predicted model, not a curated record.